Molecule: messenger RNA, 6433 nt
Organism: Schistosoma curassoni
Lineage: Eukaryota; Metazoa; Platyhelminthes; Trematoda; Strigeidida; Schistosomatidae
Source: the annotation of a GenBank genome assembly
AGUCUAAUUACAUAAACUAAUCAUAAAUCAACCGAAAUGCAUUAAGAUUUCUCCAUUCCAUCAAUGUAGCUGAAAAUACUGUUCACUUUUAAGCCAUAGGAAAAGCGAAUUUUAUGCAUACUAAAUGGUUACUGCAUUCCAUAGUACAAUCUUUUUAUCUCUGGACAAUGCUUUGUAAUCCUUAGCGGCAAAGUACGAUUAAGUCCAACGAUAAUUUGGUCAAUCUGGCAAUAAAAUGUUCUUCAACUAGUCGUAGACACAUCGAGAGCCCUGGCCUGGCCGACCACGCUUACCGACAUUUAUCCGUCAUCUAAUUUCCUGUUGGCCAAUCGUUCUAUGUAAUGCAAUAAAACUUCAAACUUCUGAUUAGUAUUUAAUUUUUCUGUUUUAACACGUAGUAUAGUUUAACUCGUGGUUAAUAGAACAUAAAAAUCUUGUAUUAUCACUUGAUAAUUGAUCCUUCUCCAAAUUAAUUUUAGGGUAUAAUAGUCUGAGGACACUAAUGAACUCUUGAUACGAAUGAAAUAAUGAAGAAGUUUGAAUCUCACUCGUGUUUCUUCGGAUGGUGGUUUAUAUACAUCCCUCAUAUUAUAGAUAAAUAAGAUGCAAAAGAUCAAUUUAAAUUUGCAUGUUGAACUCAACGAUGAGUGAAAAGUUCUAACACCAUGGUGACCAAUGGUAAUGGGUCUUAGAAAUUGCAAAAACCAAAGGAUAAUAUAAUACAAGUGAUUAAACAUUCUUGGUUCUCAGAUGGGCUUGCUUUAAAAACUAGUUACCUAAACCAUUGUUGGGAGACAAAUUAAUCACUCAUUAUUCGUAAGCACUUUAAGUUAUGGAGUAUGGUGACUAAACUUUUACCUAUAGUUUUAGUAAUCAUCCAUUUCUCUAUAAUCCAUCCAUAGGUUACAGGAGACACUGAUAUUGUCCUUCAACAUUUGGUUGGACCUAUGGAUAUUUUAACAUAUCCUCCUUUCUUAUUUGACGACUUAAAACAUCUAUGAAGAUUUGCCAUAAAGGUUUACUUACAUUUAUAGUUUCCCCUUGACGAAAUUCUACUUUUGGUUGAUAUGUUUUAGAUAUGUCGUCUGGGGACACCAAUUCACAACAUAAAGAGAGUUUAAUGCAUGAGAUCAAUGCAUUGUUUUCUCCACCAACAAAUGAAUCAUACGGUAAAAAAGGUUCACUCGGUAUUCCUUCUUUUCGUCGCGCAAGGAAAAACAAUGAAUCAACGACGAACAGUUCAGAAACAAAUAAUUCCAGUUUAGAGCACUACCAACUACCAAAUACAUCUGGAAAAAAUGAUCCAUUUUGGAGGAAACCUCGUGCUAAUUGUCAUGAAUACUGUGAUAGUUGUGGUUGUAUUGAAGGCGAAAGACUUGUCUGCGAUCGAUGUCCAGCCAGCUUUCACCUUGAAUGUCUUGACCCACCAUUAGAUCCGGAUGAAGCACCUGUUGGUGUCUGGUUUUGUCAUCGAUGUUCAAUGGUGUUGAAAGAUGAAGAAGAUAAAACUUCAACAUCAAGUAGUCAAACAACUAUAGCUACAGAUACAGGUUCUUCACGUUCUGGUAAAAGUGGACAAAAACGCCAAGAUCAAGCAUCAUCAUCAUCAUCAUCAGUUGGAACUACAACAGCAGCAACAGUUGGACUAUCAGCUUCCACUUCUACAUCUUCCAUUAGUAAUAACAAUAAUAAUAGUCAUUCUCACCAACAAAAUUCAUUACAACAAUUUAUCCAAUCACAAACUAGCAAACGUCAUUAUACAUUCCGUUCGACAUUUAACGAACAAUAUUGUUUAGAUAUGAAUAAAUUAUCGAGUAGUCGUUCCAGUACUUGGGGUGAUUCAGCGUAUGUUGCUGAUAUUGAAGAAUCUGAGCUAAGAGCAUUAUGGAAAGUAAUUGAAUAUGCGAAAUAUCAAAAUCCAAAAGAAUAUGAUCUACCGAAAGACUUAUUACCUGGUGUUAAGCUUCCUGGUUCAUAUAAAACACCAACAGAACGGAAAAAUAAAAGUAUCAUCGAAUUAGAGAAUGGUCUUAUUCCACAACCUGUAAGACGUUGUUAUGUAUGUGUUCGAACAUGUUUCUAUGCUCCUUUGUUACCAUGUGAUUAUUGUUCAUCAUGCUUUCAUUUAGAAUGUUUAAAUCCACCAUUAUCUCAUUUUCCACCACGUUCUGAUCGAUGGAUGUGUCCAAAUCAUACAGAACAUACAACUGAACGUUAUUUAACUCGUUCAAUACGAUUAACUGAACGUAUGCAAAUUUGGACUAAAUUAUAUUUAUCAUUAAAUAAUGAAAAUAAUCAUUAUGAACAAUCUAUUGAUAAAACUGAUGAAAUGACAAAAAUACUUGAACAUAUACCUCCAUAUGAAUUAACUUAUACACCAGAUGAAGAAAGUUCUAUACUUUCUGAUUUAAUGCGUACUAUUCAACGUAGUAGAAAUGAACAACAACAACUACAACAACAACAGUAUCAGUUAUUGUCAUCGAAUUUAUCCAAUACAGCAAUGUCAAGUAUUUUCGAUUCAAUAUUAUAUACUACUAAUAAUACUACUACUAUUGAAGAUAAACAACAUAUAUUGUCCAAUCGUCAUUUAUGGCGUUUAAAUCGUGAAUUAGCAGCAAAAUCUAGAAAUAAUCAAAAUUAUUAUGAUAAACAGAUAAGAAUUGUGGUACCAAAAGCAGUUAAACAUUUAUACAAUAAUCCAGUAAAACGAAUUCCACGUAUUAAUGAAUCAUCAAAUGUAUAUCAAUUAACAAAUUUACUUGAUAGUUCCAGUACAGAUGAAAAGAGUAUAUUUGUUCGUGGCCUUUUACAAUUUUAUUUACAAAAUACUCUACAAUUACCUACACAAUCGUCAAAUCUAAUACAACCAGACGGUAGUAGUAGUAGUACAAUGAUUAGUGAUACUAGUGAUACUAUUGUCACUACUAAUGCAACACAACUGUCAAUAUCAUCAUCAUUUGAAACAACUCCUAUCGCUGUAACAACAACAGCUAUUGACAGCCACAUCAAUGAUAAUAAUACAUCUAGUUCCCUCGUAACAGAUAACAAGACAACUGAUACAUUGAAGCUAACUACAGAUUCCAUUGAUAUGAACACUGGCAAUAAUUCAUCGAUAUUACCAUACAAUACAGAACAGAUAUCUAAAGAUCCUUCCUUUAUUCAAGAUGACAACGAACAUUUGUGUAACUCCUUCGAACAAUUGAAUACAGCAAUUAUAAAGAAAUUCAAUAAUAUUACUGAUAAUAAUAGUAUUCCUUCUAAAUUGGCUCGUUUAGACCCUCAAUUAUUGUAUACUUUAGCGGCACAACGUAUUUAUGAUCUCUUGGGUAUUAACAAUGAAAAUUCUAUUUUUCCUAAUGAAGACAAUAUUAAACAGAAUAGUUGUAAAACAAAGAAAGACACUUCUAAAACAUUGAAUAUUCCUGAAAGUUGUAUCCGUGCAAGAGCUGUACUAACACCUUGUGAUGGGACUAAUGGAUAUGAAACUCGAAUGCAUUAUAGGCAAUUGACUGUUGGUACAUCACCGGAUUGUCAUUUAUGUUUAGCUAAUUAUAAUUUAUCUUCAUUAAAUAAUCAAAAAUGUUCAUUUAUAUCACCACAUCAUGCUACAAUCUUCUAUGAUGAUUGGACACAACAUUAUGAAUUAAUUAACUAUAGUGAAUAUGGUACACGUGUAGAUGGUAUUAUAUAUGGGAAUGAUAUAGAUAGAAAAUUAAUUUAUAUUCCAGAAUCUUCCGAUCUUGUUCAUCGAGUUCGUAAUCUCAUAAAAACUGCUCCUAAAGAAUUAUCACCAAAUUAUCAAACAUCAUCGGUUAUUCCGGAACUUUGUGCUUCACCGCCUAAACGUCUAAUGAAAAUGUUAAGUAAACGACAUGAAGUAAGUGAAAUAUACUUAUUUAAAACUUAUUUUUAUUAUGUCAAUGAAAAAGAAUUAUUUUUACAAGUGUUAGAUCUUUCGUAGCCUCCAAGUCACCCGAUUGAGAUAUUCGCGAAGUUUCCAAAACAACGAUUUGUGUACAAUAGCGGUUCAUUAUUGAAUAAUACACAAAAUUUAGUUACAAAUCUUAACUUGUGAGGUGUCUGGAGCGUUUAAAUGCGUCCUUCAAGUAUGAAAAUAAAAAGGCUUCCUGUAACAGUAACAUAAAGAAUAAUUAUAACAUACGAUAGUACAAAAGAUAGCUGAUAGCUGUGUCAAAUGUCGAUAAGAGUUUAUCAACAAGCAAAGAGGGAACCUACUUAUUUACUUACGCCUGUUACCUCUCGUCGAGUAGCAUAGGCUGCCCACCACCAUUCUCCAUUCAUAUCUCUUCUUGGCAAUCCUUUCCACUUUUUUCCCAGUUGCUAUUCAUCCUUUUUCAUGUUUGCCUUCGAUUCCCGACUCAAUGUGUUGUUUGACCUUCCUCUUUUUCGUCAAGGUCUUCAUACUCCUGUCGAACACCACCAGAAAAAAGGAGAAAGAGGGAGAGUAGGCAACAAAUUUAACAACUUGUAUAACUAAACUCAUUUCGUGAUAUAAACUAUAAAAUCAAACUUCUUAGUAGUAAUUUUGUAGAUUUUAUUUCUAAUGUUUACUGUUAGAGAUGAAUAACCUAGUUGCGAUCUCAUGGUAUAGAGGUGAUUGUACAUGUACAUACCAUAAUGUCGACACAUUUCGAACGAGAAUAAAAUAUUUUUAUUCAGUGAUUAUUAGUUUAUAUUUCCAACUUUAAGUUAGUUGCUGUGGUGCGAAAUUACAUAUUGUAUAAUAGAGCUAAAAAGUUGUCUUUGUGAAAUAUUGUUCUCGAAUGCCCUGGUGUGACCGAGGGUGGAGAGAGUUCACUCUCCAUAUAGAAACGCUCUCAAAUGAGCACGCGUAUACAAUCACUUCCUUUUCGUGGUGAGGGUGUUUUUUGCUAGAUUAAGAGGACGAGAAGCGAAUAUGGAUUAGACCACUGGUCAAAGGCUACGGGUGUAUCCCUCUAAGAGAACCACUUGCUUCCGUUAUAGCACCCGGGCAUUAUCCCUCACACAAAUCGAAUGGUGAAGUGUGAUGCAUAUCUAUUUGGUGCCUCCUUGUACCUAUGUUUAUGUGUUUAAAUUAUAUGUAUAUUCCUUAAUGCAAACUGAAAAUUAAGACAUUGUGGUAGUGUAAUUAAAUGUUUUCCAGUAAAUUGACAAGAAAUCCUUGAACCCUGAAUUUACCAUUCAACAGCAAGUCGUAUUUACACUUUGAAAAACUCGCAUGCUCCUCUAUGGAUUUAAAUGGAUAUUAUUCAAUAGAAGAUAUCAUCAUUGGAACCCGUUCACUACUGAGGUCUCAGUCGGUUAUAAGACAAACUCACUCGUUUAUUAUUAUUUUAUUUAACCACAUGAAAAUUGAUACGGGGAGUCACCAAACAGAUAUCCUCCACAUAAAUCAUUCAAUUUAAGUGAGGGCUGAGAUUGCUUCCCAGGUGCCCGAACCCAAGCAGGUGUAUUUCUUAGGGGGCUACAUCCCAAGCCUUUGACUUACAGAUCUAAUCCACGAGGUAGUGGAGCAACGUCAGGAGAUGCAGUCCUAUGGUAGCUAAUGACCAACAAUCAGUUCAUACACCUUUUGUUCCCUCAGGAUACUGGAACCCAUGUGCAGCAUCGGUUCGAAAUGAGGGUUUCUUUAACUGCCCCAAAUGGAUUCUUCAUAUCCACUAACUCAUUUAAAGAGUCAAACAUUCACUUUUCAUCCUCUUCAUUUCAUAAACAACAACCCCUUAACGACAAUAUAGUGAAAGUAGGAUUUUCCUGUCAGAUCAUUUCAAGAAGGAGAACUGACUCUUCUCAUUCUCAACCAUCAUUAUUAUUAUUAUCCUCAUUUAUACCUGUUCUCUUUUUCUUUUUCUUUUAUAUACUUUACCAGGAUUUAUCACAUAUGACAUCUAUAUGUGAUUGUACAAGUUUACAUUUUACUCAAAAUGAUAAAUUUCUAGUAGAUAAAACAGAUUCAUCAUUCGAUUUAAUCACUGGUUGGGAAGGUUCUGCUAUUUUAAGACAUGGUUCAAUGAUACAAUUUGGUUGUUAUAAAUUUAUUUUUAGUUUAGUCAAUCAUUCUUUACCUUCCCAUCCAUCAUCAACAUCAUCAUCGACGUCAACAUGGAUGACAAUCAAUAAUAGUUCAACACAAUCUUCUUCUUCGCAUGAAUCACCAGUACUACUUACAGAUUCUUUAUCAGUAGUAACAAAAGAUUUUUUAAAAUUAUCUAAAAAUAACAAUUUACUUGUUCAUUAAUUUUUUAAAAGUGAUUUAAUAAAUCAAACGAACAAAAAAGGAAAGAAAGAAAAAAGAGAGAAAACGAUAUAAACAGUAUUAUCAUUCUUAUGAAUUUAUACUACUUAUAAACUACUUAUAUAUAGAUAUAUAAUUUUGUAUAUUUGUGUUGUAUGAAAUUUAUGAUUACAAUUAUUAUUAUCGUAUUUUAAC